GGAAGCGCCGAGCCGCCGUCCGGCCCAGCUCGGCCUCCGUGAGCCGCGCUGCGCUCCGCCGCGGGCAGCCUGACAACCGAGCGCGCGCGGGCUCCGGCCGUCGGCACCGCAGGGCCCCGGCCCAAAAAGGAGGCGGCGGCGCGCGGGUCCCCGUGGUCCAGCCGGGGGUCCUGGCCGUGGCGCGCGGCACGUGCGGAGACCCGCCCUGAGCGCCAUGGCGCGUCGGUCCCCGAGUCCCCGCGCCUCCCCUUAGCGCCGCGGCGGCGAGACCCCGGGCCAGCCCCGGGCCUCCGGGGAUGGAGCCGCACGUGCUCGGCGCGGUGCUCUACUGGCUGCUGCUGCCCUCCGCGCUCCUGGCGGCCACCCUGCUGCGUGUCAACGCGCUCUCGCUGGUCUACCUGCUGGUCCUACUACUGCUGCCCUGGCUCCCGGGCCCCACACGGCACAGCAUCCGAGGUCACACAGGCCGCCUCCUCCGUGCCUUGCUCUGCCUCAGCCUUCUCUUCCUGGUGGCCCACCUGGUCUUCCAGAUAUGCCUUCAUACCAUGCCCCACCUGGACCAGCUACUGGGGCCAAGCUGCAGCCCCUGGGAGACUGUCUCUCGACACAUAGGGGUCACGAGGCUGGAUCUGAAGGACAUUCCCAACACCAUCCGGCUGGUGGCACCUGACCUGGGUGUCCUGGUGGUCUCCUCCAUCUGCCUCGGCCUCUGUGGGCGCCUCACAAGGAAAGCCAGGAGGAGCCAGCGUGCCCAGGAGCUGGAUGAUGACCAGAGGAAUGUGGAUGCUGACCCCCCACCAGGGCUGCAGAGAACCCCAGCCCCCAAGCGCAGGCUGUGGCUGGCCUCCCGGUUCCGGGUCACGGCCCACUGGUUGCUGGUGGCCGCCGGACGGACACUGGCCAUUGUGCUACUGGCGCUGGCAGGCAUUGCCCACCCCUCGGCCUUCUCCAGCGUCUACUUUCUGCUCUUCCUGGCCAUCUGCACCUGGUGGGCCUGCCACUUUCCUAUCAGCCCCCUGGGCUUCAGCACGCUCUGCGUCAUGGUGAGCUGUUUUGGUGCUGGACAUCUCAUCUGUCUCUACUGCUACCAGACGUCCUUCAUCCAGGCCACGCUCCCGCCCACCAGCAUCUGGGCCAGGGUGUUUGGUCUCAAGGACUUUGUGGGCCCCGUCAACUGCUCUAGCCCCAACGCACUGGUGCUGAACACUAGUCACGACUGGCCGGUCUACGUGAGCCCCGGCGUCCUGCUGCUUCUCUGCUACACAGUCACCUCUCUCCUGAAGCUCCGGAAGAGCCACCCCUCAGAGCAGAGGAAGGAAGCAGCCGGGGAGGAUGAGGAGCACGAGCUGGAGUUGGACCAGCUGGAGCAGGAGCCCCAGGACCAGUGCAUCAUGGCCACAUCCAUAGAACCUGAGAGCGACAACUGCAUCGUGCAUGAUCUCACCAGCCAGAGCCCUACCCGGCAGCGUCCCCUGCGCCCCAGGCUGGCUGAGCUGAGGGAGACGUCACCACUGCACGGCCUGGGCCAUCUCAUCAUGGGCCAGAGCUACGUGUGUGCCCUCAUCGCAAUGAUGGUGUGGAGCAUCACCUAUCACAGCUGGCUGACCUUUGUGCUGCUGCUCUGGGCCUGCCUCAUCUGGACGGUGCGGAGCCGCCACCAGUUGGCCAUGCUGUGUUCUCCCUGCCUCCUGCUGUACGGGCUGACCCUCUGCUGCCUGCGUUACGUGUGGGCCAUGGACCUGCUGCCCGAGCUGCCCACCACCCUGGGCCCCGUCAGCCUGCGCCAGCUGGGACUGGAGCACACGCGCUACCCCUGCCUGGACCUUGGUGCCAUGCUACUCUACAUGCUUACCUUCUGGCUGCUGCUGCGUCAGUUUGUGAAGGAGAAGGUGUUGAAGAAGGCGAAGCCGCCCGCUGCGCUGCUGGAGGUCACCGUGGUGGACACAGAGCCCACACAGACACGAACGCUACUCCGGAGCCUGGGGGAGCUGGUCACAGGCAUCUACGCCAAGUACUGGAUCUACGUGUGUGCUGGCAUGUUCAUCGUGGUCAGCUUUGCCGGCCGCCUGGUUGUUUAUAAGAUUGUCUAUAUGUUCCUCUUCCUGCUGUGCCUCACCCUGUUCCAGGUCUAUUACAGCCUGUGGCGGAAGCUGCUGCAGGUGUUCUGGUGGCUGGUGGUGGCCUACACCAUGCUGGUGCUCAUUGCAGUGUACACCUUCCAGUUCCAGGACUUCCCCACAUACUGGCGCAACCUCACCGGCUUCACCAACGAGCAGCUGGGAGACCUGGGCCUGGAGCAGUUCAGCGUGUCAGAGCUGUUCUCCAGCAUUCUCAUCCCUGGCUUCUUCCUGCUGGCCUGCAUCCUGCAGCUGCAUUACUUCCACAGGCCCUUCAUGCAGCUCACAGACCUGGAGCACGUGCCCCCGCCAGGUGCCCGCCGCACUCGCUGGGCUCACAGGCAGGACGUAGUGAGCGAGACCCCUCUGCUGCAACAAGAGGAGGAGGGGCUGAGCACAGAUGGCCCCCACCAGGCCACACAGGGCCCUGAAGGCACAGCCAGCAAGUGGGGCCUGGUGGCCGAGAGGCUGCUGGACCUGGCGGCCAGCUUCUCGGACGUCCUCACCUGCGUGCAGGUGUUUGUGAGGCGUCUCCUGGAGCUGCACAUCUUCAAGCUGGUGGCCUUAUACACUGUCUGGGUGGCCCUGAAGGAGGUGUCGGUGAUGAACCUGCUGCUGGUGGUGCUAUGGGCCUUCGCCCUGCCCUAUCCCCGCUUCCGGCCCAUGGCCUCCUGCCUGUCCACUGUGUGGACCUGUAUCGUCAUCGUGUGCAAGAUGUUAUAUCAACUCAAGAUUGUCAACCCCCACGAGUACUCCAGCAACUGCACCGAGCCUUUCCCCAACAGCACCAACCUGCAGGCCUCUGAGAUCAACCAGUCUUUGUUGUACCGUGGCCCCGUUGACCCGGCCAACUGGUUUGGGGUGCGGAAGGGCUUCCCCAACCUGGGCUACAUCCAGAACCACCUGCAGAUCCUAUUGUUGCUGGUGUUCGAGGCCAUGGUGUACCGGCGCCAAGAGCACUACCGCCGGCAGCACCAGCGGGCCUCGCUGCCUGCGCAGGCCGUGUGCGCCGAGGGCACCCGCCAGCAGCUCGACCAGGACCUGCUCAGCUGCCUCAAGUACUUCAUCAACUUCUUCUUCUACAAAUUCGGGCUGGAGAUCUGCUUCCUGAUGGCUGUGAACGUGAUCGGACAGCGUAUGAACUUCAUGGUGAUCCUACAUGGCUGCUGGCUGGUGGCCAUCCUCACCCGCCGGCACCGGGAGGCCAUUGCCCGCCUCUGGCCAAACUACUGCCUGUUCCUCACCCUCUUCCUCCUCUACCAGUACCUGCUGUGCCUCGGCAUGCCCCCUGCCCUGUGCCUCGACUACCCAUGGCGCUGGAGCCGAGCUGUCCCCAUGAACUCUGCCCUCAUCAAAUGGUUGUACCUGCCCGACUUCUUCAGGGCCCCCAACUCUACCAACCUCAUCAGUGACUUCCUCCUGCUGCUCUGCGCCUCCCAGCAGUGGCAGGUGUUCUCGGUUGAGCGCACUGAGGAGUGGCAGUGCAUGGCUGGCGUCAACACUGACCACCUGGAGCCGCUGCGAGGGGAACCCAAUCCUGUGCCCAACUUCAUCCAUUGUAGGUCCUACCUGGACAUGCUGAAAGUGGCCGUAUUCCGCUACCUGUUCUGGCUGGUGCUGGUGGUGGUGUUUGUCACGGGGGCCACCCGCAUCAGUAUCUUCGGGCUGGGCUACCUGUUGGCCUGCUUCUACCUGCUACUCUUCGGGACUGUCCUGCUGCAGAAGGACACACGAGCACAACUUGUGCUAUGGGACUGCCUCAUCCUGUACAACGUCACUGUCAUCAUCUCUAAGAACAUGCUGUCGCUCCUAUCCUGUGUCUUUGUGGAGCAAAUGCAGAGCAGCUUCUGUUGGGUCAUCCAGCUUUUCAGCCUCGUGUGCACAGUCAAAGGCUACUACGACCCCAAAGAGAUGAUGAGCAAGGACCAGGACUGCCUGCUGCCCGUGGAAGAGGCCGGAAUCAUCUGGGACAGCGUCUGCUUCUUCUUCCUGCUGCUGCAGCGCCGUGUCUUCCUCAGUCACUACUUCCUGCACGUCAGUGCCGACCUGCGGGCCACCUCCCUGCUGGCCUCCAGGGGCUUUGCCCUCUACAAUGCAGCCAACCUCAAGAGCAUUGACUUCCACCGCAAGGCAGAGGAGAAGUCCCUGGCCCAACUGAAGAGACAGAUGAAACGCAUCCGUGCCAAGCAGGAGAAGCAUAGGCAGAGCCGGGCCGGCCGUGGCCACCCCCAGGCCCUGGACCCCGAGGACCCCAACCAGGAGCCAGGGCCCAGCAGUCCAGGGGGCUCCUCCCCGCCACGGAGGCAGUGGUGGCGCCCCUGGUUGGACCACGCCACAGUCAUCCAUUCUGGGGACUACUUCCUGUUUGAGUCUGACAGUGAGGAGGAAGAGGAAGCUCUGCCUGAGGACCCCAGGCCCUCAGCACAGAGUGCCUUCCAGAUGGCGUACCAGGCAUGGGUGACCAACGCCCAGACGGUGCUGAGGCAGCGGCGGGAACGGGCACAGCAAGAGAGGGCAGGACAGCUCCCCACUGGAGGCGGCCCGAGCCAGGAGGUGGAGCCAGUGGAGGCCCUGGAGGAUGAGGUGGCAGGCCAAAGCCAUAUGCUCCAGCGUGUGCUGAACGCAAUGCAGUUCCUGUGGGUGCUGGGCCAGGCCACGGUGGACGGGCUGACGCGCUGGCUGUGCGCGUUCACGAGGCACCACCGCACCAUGAGUGAUGUGCUGCGAGCUGAGCGCUACAUGCUCACACAGGAGCUCCUGCGGGGUGGCGAGGUGCACCGGGGUGUGCUAGACCAGCUUUACGUGAGCGAAGUGGAGACUGCACUGUCAGCCCCCCAGGAGGCCCGUGAUGGACCCAGCACCGCAUCAAGUGGGCUGGGAGCUGAGGAGCCACUGAGCAGCAUGACGGAUGACACUGGCAGCCCCCUGAGCACUGGCUACAACACCCGCAGUGGCAGCGAGGAGAUUGUCACAGAUGCUGGGGACCUGGACACUGGGGCUGCCCUGCAUGGCUCCCAGGAGCUUCUGGCCCACGCUCGCACACGAAUGCGUACAGCCAGCGAGCUGCUCCUAGACAGGCGCCUGUCCAUCCCAGAGCUGGAGGAGGCUGAGCGGUUCGCAGCAGAGCAGGGCCGAGCACUGCGGCUGCUGCAGGCCCUGUACCUGUGUGUGGCUGCCCACUCGGAGCUGGUCUGCUACUUCAUCAUCAUCCUCAACCACAUGGUGACAGCCUCGGCCGCCUCCCUGCUGCUGCCCGUGCUCGUCUUCCUGUGGGCCAUGCUGACCAUCCCGAGGCCCAGCAAGCGCUUCUGGAUGACCGCCAUUGUCUUCACCGAGGUCAUGGUGGUCACCAAGUACCUGUUCCAGUUUGGCUUCUUCCCCUGGAACAGCCAUGCGGUGUUAAGGCGCUACGAGAACAAGCCCUACUUCCCACCACGCAUCCUGGGCCUGGAGAAGACAGACGGCUACAUCCGGUAUGACCUGGUGCAGCUCAUGGCGCUCUUCUUCCACCGUUCCCAGUUGCUGUGCUACGGCCUCUGGGACCACGAUGAGGACCCACUCCCCAAGGAGCAUGGCAGGAGCAGCGGGAAGGACCGAGGGGCUGAGGAGGGGCCAGUGACCCUGCUGGCACCCCAGACUCAGGCAGACACAGGGCACCCAGAGGAGCCAGGGCUGGCUGGAACCACCAAGGACCACAUCCCAGCGGAAGUGAGUGUCGGAGCCCAGGACAGGAUCCCAGAGCCCCAAGUGGACCUGAAGGGCCGAGACCUGAGGCGCCUCAACCUGCGCUUCAGGAGGAGGAAAGAGAGCCCAGCAUCCAAAGGAGGAGUGGCCAUCGAGUCUGAAAACAGGGAGGAGGAGGAGGAGGAGAAAGAGGCUGAGGGGAGGAAGAAGCCAAGUCGCUCAGAAAUGAUGAAGGCGGCUGGGCGCCGGCUGCAGAACCUCUGCCUGUCACUGGCCAGAAGCAUGCACCAGCCCCUGCGGCGUUUCUUCCACGACAUUCUACACAGCAAGUACCGCGCAGCCACGGACGUCUACGCGCUCAUGUUCCUGGCAGACGUUGUCGACUUCGUCAUCAUCAUCUUUGGCUUCUGGGCCUUUGGGAAGCACUCAGCAGCCACAGACAUUACAUCCUCACUAUCAGAUGACCAGGUGCCAGAGGCCUUCCUGGUCAUGCUUCUGAUCCAGUUCAGCACCAUGGUCAUCGACCGCGCCCUCUACCUGCGCAAGACCGUGCUGGGCAAGCUGGCUUUCCAGGUGGUCCUGGUGCUGGCCAUCCACCUCUGGAUGUUCUUUGUCUUGCCGGCUGUCACUGAGAGGAUGUUCAGCCAGAACGCAGUGGCCCAGCUGUGGUACUUCGUGAAGUGCAUCUAUUUCGCCCUGUCUGCCUACCAGAUCCGCUGCGGCUACCCCACCCGCAUCCUCGGUAACUUCCUCACCAAGAAGUACAACCACCUGAACCUCUUCCUCUUCCAGGGGUUCCGACUGGUGCCGUUCCUGGUGGAGCUGCGGGCAGUCAUGGACUGGGUAUGGACAGACACCACGCUGUCCCUAUCCAGCUGGAUGUGUGUGGAGGACAUCUAUGCUAACAUCUUCAUCAUCAAGUGCAGCCGAGAGACGGAGAAGAGGUACCCGCAGCCCAAGGGGCAGAAGAAGAAGAAGAUUGUCAAGUACGGCAUGGGUGGCCUCAUCGUCCUCUUCCUGGUCGCCAUCAUCUGGUUCCCGCUGCUCUUCAUGUCACUGGUGCGCUCUGUGGUCGGUGUUGUCAACCAGCCCAUCGAUGUCACUGUCACCCUCAAGCUGGGAGGCUAUGAGCCUCUGUUCACCAUGAGUGCCCAGCAGCCGUCCAUUGUGCCCUUCACGCCCCAGGCCUAUGAGGAGCUCUCUCGGCAGUUUGAUCCCUACCCGCUGGCCAUGCAGUUCAUCAGCCAGUACAGCCCUGAGGACAUCGUCACGGCACAGAUUGAGGGCAGCUCUGGGGCACUGUGGCGCAUCAGCCCCCCAAGCCGGGCUCAGAUGAAGCGGGAACUGUACAAUGGCACAGCUGACAUCACUCUGCGCUUCACCUGGAACUUCCAGAGGGACCUGGCCAAGGGCGGCACUGUGGAAUACACCAAUGAAAAGCACACCCUGGAGUUGGCCCCCAACAGUACCGAGCGGAGGCAGCUGGCCCGCCUACUCGAGGGCACGUCGGACGAGUCAGUGGUCAUUCCCAAUCUCUUCCCCAAGUACAUCCGUGCCCCCAAUGGGCCAGAAGCCAACCCUGUGAAGCAGCUGCAGCCCAACGAGGAAGCCGACUACCUUGGCGUGCGUGUCCAGUUGCGGAGGGAGCAAGUGGGUGCAGGGGCCUCGGGCUUCCUGGAGUGGUGGGUCAUUGAACUGCAGGACUGCAGUGCUGACUGCAAUCUGCUGCCCAUGGUCAUCUUCAGCGACAAGGUCAGCCCACCCAGCCUCGGCUUCCUGGCUGGCUAUGGGAUCAUGGGGCUGUAUGUGUCCAUCGUGCUGGUCAUAGGCAAAUUUGUGCGAGGCUUCUUCAGUGAGAUCUCACACUCCAUCAUGUUUGAGGAGCUGCCCUGUGUGGACCGUGUCCUGAAACUGUGUCAGGACAUCUUCCUGGUGCGGGAGACACGUGAGCUGGAGCUGGAGGAAGAGCUAUAUGCCAAGCUCAUCUUCCUGUACCGCUCACCUGAGACCAUGAUCAAGUGGACGCGUGAGAAGGAGUAGGCGCCCUGUGCCUGGGCACCGGGAAUGAAGGAGCCACCCAGGGGCAGCAAUCCUCAGGCCAGGGCACCGCUGUCCAAGGCCACCAGCUGUGAUAUAUCUUCCCUGGCCCAUCUGAGCCCUGAUGCUGCUGUCAGAAGGACCUAUCACCCCAUGGGCCCAGUGUAGCCCAGGGAUGGCCACACUGGGCCUGGGGGUGCAGCCCUGCCUUCCCCACAUGUACUGUAGAGUUUUCUAAUUAAAAAUGUUUUUAUUUAUACA
This is a messenger RNA of Castor canadensis (American beaver), 8099 nucleotides long. It is a transcript of the gene Piezo1, whose product is annotated as piezo type mechanosensitive ion channel component 1 (Er blood group). NCBI's taxonomy places the organism in Eukaryota, Metazoa, Chordata, Mammalia, Rodentia, Castoridae. The record is from RefSeq and is a predicted model, not a curated record. Gene Ontology annotation, molecular function: mechanosensitive monoatomic ion channel activity. Gene Ontology annotation, cellular component: membrane.